AAGGCUGGAGCUGAAGCCUCCCUGUACCUGCGCGUCAGGCAUGCAAAGUGCUGUCGGGCGACACGGCGGGCGCACAACAUCAUGUUUACUGCCUUGGCGAGUGGCGCAGUGGUGUUUCCUGGCCUUUUCUACGGGCUCGGGAAAAUACUCAAGUUUACAUUUCCACACUGGGACGACGCAGACGUAGUGACCGUCAGUGAAAGGAUUGUUUCUGCCAUUCACGGUACAAUUUGUACCGCAACUGGAAUAAUUGUGGUUUCAUCUUGCAAGAAUGUCAUGACUGACAGUCACUGGCUGGUCAGUGAGUUUAUAUUGUUUGGAUCUUCCUAUAUGACCACUGACCUGUUUGCCAUGUACUUGAGCCACUACCAUAUUCAGAGGCUCAGAAGUCAGAGCGGCCUGUACAACAGCCACUCUCGGAAAACAAUUAAGGCUUUCCUCUCCAAGGACUGGUUGCUUGUCCUUCAUCACUUGGCACUGGUUCUGUUUUUCCUGCCCAUCGCUUUGUUUUUCAGAAGAGGACUGGGCGAUUUCUUCUUCGGCUGCUUUUUCAUCACAGAACUCAGCACACCUUUUCUCUCUGUUGGAAAGAUCCUCAUCCAGCUGGGCCUUAACAACACCAGGCUGCACAGCAUCAAUGGCAUAUUAGUCCUCUUGACGUUCUUCACAUGUCGGAUCUUGAUUUUCCCCUUCAUGUACUGGAUGUACGGGCGGCAAGUUGGCAUUCCACUGCACCACGUACCUUUCCAUCUGCCUUGGCACUGCAAUGCGGGCAACCUGACUAUCUUCACGCCCCAAGUCUACUGGUUUUACCUCCUGCUGAAGAAAGCCAAGCGACUGUACAAUAGACAUGGGAAAGAAAAUUAACUCAAAACAGAUCGCCUGUUUUAACGUAGAGUUGUUUGAGACGCACAAGGUACUGUCAUGUCAGUGCAGCUAUUCUAAAAAGAAAAUAGUUUACAACUCAGACAUGAACUAAAUUACAUCACUGUAAAUCUUCCUAGGCACUGUUAGUUUGCCUUGUUUAUAUGUGCCCUGUUACAGCCAGCAUAGUGCACUUUUCUAAAAAAGGAAUGUAAGAAUUUUAUAAUGAGUUGAAUAAAAAUGCAUGUGCAGUAUA
Molecule: messenger RNA, 1120 nt
Organism: Phycodurus eques (leafy seadragon)
Lineage: Eukaryota; Metazoa; Chordata; Actinopteri; Syngnathiformes; Syngnathidae
Product: TLC domain-containing protein 3A-like
Exons: 5
Coding region: 82-867 (261 amino acids)
Biological process (GO): lipid homeostasis
Cellular component (GO): membrane; endoplasmic reticulum
Source: RefSeq, a predicted model, not a curated record